AUGGUUGAUCCUGACAGAAUUCAGCAACCAAUGAUCAUGCUAGAGCGCAAAAUCCUACAAAUGAAGGGCAUACCGGUCCACAUGACUUCCUCGGUCAAAUAUCUGAGUCCAUGCAGAGAAUUAAUGAAUAUCGUAUGGAAGAUAAAUUGUACUGUUUUAUUUCGGGAACCUGUCGACAUCAAUCGCUUUGAGGAUUCCCUUUUGACCGAAGUUCCUCAACUUGGGAAGACAGGCAACGAAAGUGUGUCCUUCGAGGUAUCCUUUACGUAUCAGUGUAAAAAUGAUGUAGGAAGUCUUAUUGUAAAUAGUGACUCAUCAAAACCAUGUACAUGGUAUAAUACAGGGAUGGUGACUAAAGAAAAUUUCAAAAAUGAAGAUUUAUCAGUAAUAAAUCGUGCGCAUUUAAUUUUAUACAGGAAGAUUUACACUUGCCCAAGAAUGAUAAUUCAUCACUCUGAAGUAACAAUAUCAGCCGAUAGAACAAGUUUGAUGAUACACGUGAACAACAAGACUCUCGGCAUAUUUGAAUUUGAUUUCGCGGAGGAAGGAGGUUAUUUUAUCUGUGUCGAGGAUUACGUUGGUGUUGAAACAUUUAGAGGUACGUCGAGUGAAUGUGGGGAAAUCAAAUUAGACAAAAGCCUUUCCAAACCAAAACCAAAGUAUUCACCUCUCGGUCUUUUGUCUGGUAUUUGUACAAGUUGUUCCUUGUUUUUUCUUUUCAUCACAUUUCUUGUGUUCUGUCUUCUGAAGAAACAUUGUACAUCGAUAGGACAAAGUAUCAUGGCACUGACUGUAACACUUCUCAUAGCCCAGACAUUGUUUGAAUUUGGAGCUGAACAAACCGAGAUAAAGUGGGUUUGUGAAACACUUGGAAUCCUCAUUCAUCAUUUUUGGUUGUCAGCUACUUUCUGGAUGAAUGUAUGUACAAUUAUCCUUUUCUACAAUUUGUCGUACCCGAUUGAGUCACGAAUUAUAUCCAAACGUAAAUUUGUGCUAUCCUCAAUUCUCUAUACAUGGGGAUGUCCUAUGAUGAUAGUUAUGGUAGUUAUUCUAACUUCUCAGCUACAGUUUGGUAACCUGGGGUAUGGAGGAUCAUCCUGCUAUAUCACCACGCCUACUUCCAGGAGAUUCGCCUUUGCUCUACCCGUGGGAGUACUGGUGUUACUGAACGUUAUUUUAUUCUGUUACACGUUCACCAACCUGCGACGAGACAAAAAACUUCAGUCCAACCAAGAAAAUCAAAUCAGUAUGUUCGCUUGUCUGAAACUAUCUGUUAUCACUGGACUCACUUGGAUUUUUUCAUUCAUAUACGAGGCUACGGGAUACGAGACCUUCCAUUAUUUAUUCACUGUAUUGUUUGGCGCCCAGGGUGUUAUACUCUUUUUGGCCUUUGUCUGCAACAGAAGAGUUUAUGGCGAGCUGAAAGGGAAGAUCUAUGACAAAUGUGAAAAUAGGGUUUAUGAAGGAAAAGGUCAUUCUACAAUCGGACACGCAAUGACUGAUGAAGGAAUCGGACCUCCACGUAUAAACACCAUCAGUAAUCCAGAAAAUGAGCCCAUAGAAGAACAUAUUUAACCUUAAAGAGAAUUUAUAACUUUCCGCAAGAAUUAAAUAUAAUUAAUAUCACAUAAUGUCAUAUUAACAAUAACCGAAAAUACAGGAUACGAAUCAUACAGAAUCUUUAAGGGGCGAUGUGCAUGCAGUUUAGUCUGUAUAAUUUUCUCUUUAGAUAUUUUAGAAUUAUUGUUCACGAUAUAUAAAAGUACUUAUAAAGCUACCGUAAUAUAUAGAGG
Patella vulgata (common limpet) is the source of this 1793-nucleotide messenger RNA. RefSeq names its product adhesion G protein-coupled receptor L3-like. Gene Ontology annotation, molecular function: G protein-coupled receptor activity. The record is from RefSeq and is a predicted model, not a curated record. NCBI's taxonomy places the organism in Eukaryota, Metazoa, Mollusca, Gastropoda, Patellidae. The transcript has a single exon. Gene Ontology annotation, biological process: cell surface receptor signaling pathway; G protein-coupled receptor signaling pathway. Gene Ontology annotation, cellular component: membrane. Bases 1 to 1575 code for a protein of 524 amino acids.